AGCGAACCCGGCACCAGCUGAAGCAGCGCCACCGCAACUGCCAGCGCCAGGACAAGCCCUGGGCACCGGGACAGAAGGCGAAGCCUGGCAGCCGGGUUCCUCUCUCUGCACGGUCCUUGCAGUGGAGCCGGUAGCUCCGGGUUCCCUCCGACCCCCUUCGCUGCCACUUGGCGGGGUGUGCCAGGACUUGGGUCGCGGCUGGGGAAGAGCCCGGGCUGGAGGAAGCGGCGGCCCGCCGAGCGAGGGUGUGCAACCAGGACUGGAUAGCAAGCCGAAGGCACUGCGCUGGGAGGCGGCGGCCGGAGCCGCGGGUGCCUCGCCGCUUCGCCGCUUCGCAGGCGGCACCGCCUCCCGGGCCGGGGCUGCUUGGCCGGGUUCUCUGCGUGUUCCCCGGGCCCGGAGCCCGCGCACUAUGUGCCCCGCAGCGUUCUGAUAGCCGCCCGCCACCGCCUCCGCCGCGAUGAUCCCCCCGGAACCUCCGCAGCCCCAGCUGCAGCCGCCACCGCCGCCGGCCCCGCCGAACCAUGUGGUGACCACCAUCGAGAACCUGCCAGCUGAAGGCAGCGGCGGCGGGAGCCUGUCCGCCUCCUCCCGGGCUGGCAUGCGCCAGAGGAUCCGCAAAGUGCUGAACAGGGAGAUGUUAAUCUCUGUGGCUUUAGGCCAAGUGUUAUCCCUUCUGGUCUGUGGAAUCGGCUUGACCAGCAAGUACCUGGCAGAAGAUUUUCAUGCCAACACACCAGUCUUCCAGAGCUUUCUGAACUAUAUCCUCCUCUUCUUGGUCUAUACCACCACCCUAGCUGUCAGACAAGGAGAAGAAAACCUCUUGGCGAUUUUACGCCGAAGAUGGUGGAAGUACAUGAUCCUGGGACUCAUAGACUUGGAAGCGAAUUACCUGGUGGUCAAGGCUUACCAGUACACGACUCUGACCAGUGUCCAGCUCCUGGACUGCUUUGUGAUCCCGGUGGUGAUUUUGCUCUCCUGGUUCUUCCUGCUGAUCCGGUACAAGGCUGUGCAUUUCAUCGGCAUCGUGGUCUGCAUCCUGGGCAUGGGCUGCAUGGUGGGAGCUGACGUGCUCGUGGGAAGGCACCAGGGAGCAGGGGAAAAUAAGCUGGUAGGGGACCUCCUCGUCUUGGGAGGAGCCACGCUGUAUGGCAUCUCUAACGUCUGGGAAGAAUCCAUCAUCCGAACUCUGAGCAGAGUGGAGUUCCUGGGAAUGAUUGGUCUCUUUGGUGCAUUUUUCAGUGGAAUUCAAUUAGCCAUCAUGGAACACAAGGAGCUGCUAAAGGUGCCCUGGGAUUGGCAAAUAGGACUGCUCUAUGUUGGCUUCAGUGCCUGCAUGUUUGGUCUCUACAGCUUUAUGCCAGUCGUCAUAAAGAAAACCAGUGCCACCUCUGUCAACCUUUCUCUGCUCACAGCGGAUCUUUACAGCCUGUUCUGCGGACUCUUUCUCUUCCAUUACAAGUUUUCAGGACUUUACCUCCUGUCUUACUUCACCAUCCUCAUCGGGCUGGUGCUCUACUCCUCCACCUCCACGUACAUAGCCCAGGACCCCCGAGUGUACAAGCAAUUCCGUAAUCCUUCAGGACCGGUUGUGGACUUACCCAGCACAGCUCAGGUGGAGCCUUCAGUCACCUAUACCAGCCUGGGCCAGGAGACAGAAGAAGAGCCCCACGUACGUGUGGCCUAGGGUGAAGCCCACCCUGCCCACUGAGGACAACUCAGAGGCCACGUGUUCGCUCAUCAUCUCUGUAUUGUACAUAGAGAAAGGUAUUUAGUAGGUGCAGUUUCACCGGUGGACUGCAAGGUAGCUAACCCUCCUUUUGUAAAAGGAAGCAAGCUGAAGACCACUGGAAACACAGGCUUCAAUCCACCUGACUCAGAGAGAGGCUUUGAUAGUAUGUACCCUGACCCCACCCCCACCCCUGCAUUAAUUACUGUGAAAUUUUUUGAAUCAAAAGCAAGUAUGAUUGUUACUAUGAUUUUUAUUAGUGUUGUUACUGUUAUUACACCAACUUUGAGAAGGAGGUUUUGUAUUCCUGAUGGGAAUUAUUGCCAGACCCUCGCGUAGUCAACUUACAUCCCACUUUUCUAUGGCAAGUCACUUUUUUGAGAAUCAUACUUCUUGUUUUGUUGUGCACAGACUACAUGAGUGAUGCAUGCCACAGAAGCUCUACCCCUCAGAAGUCCCCUCAUCCUGGUGACCUUGUGGCUAAUGGUUUCCUCUGUCACCUGUUGGAUUGCCUGCUCAAUGAGGAUUUUUUGUGCUAUGACCCUUAUGGGGAGGGGAAACUGACCAUAUAAUUCUCUAUUCUAGGAAUAGAUAUAAAACAAACAUUUUAGCCUUUUUAUAUUUCAUUUUCUGCUUACUCCAGGCCACUGGCUUUCUUUUGGGCCAGGAGAUUCGUCUAAUUAAGCCCUGUGACUACAGGAUAAGGAUUCUCCCAUUUUUGUGGCUUACAGGAAACACUCUAAAGAAAAUCACUUAUGUUUAGGGUUGUGUUUUUUAAACUUUUUCUGCCUUUCCCUAUAUCUCUCUCCUAAAAAAUUAGUUUCUGUUUUAAUUUUUUAAUAAUGUCAUGGAAAUUAAUCAAAGUACUGGAAAAGCCAUGGCCUCUGCCCUCUUAGUUAUAAAGUACCUUUCUCAGAGGAUGCCAACAUGGACACUCUCUUUAUUAUGGGGCACCAUUGUUUAUACCACCUCUUGGAGCAAGGUACUGAUGUGGAACAAUCUCAGUUAGUAGCUCAUGUUCUGGUCACUUAGUAGUGGGAAGGAUGUCACCACUGAAAAGUCUGGCAUUUUGGUCACAGUUGAUACCCAUCUAAUAGUAGAAUAUAAGGAUAAACAUUCAUACAGAUAGAAGAUGCUACAUUAUCCCAACAAAGCUUGAUACAUCAUUAGUUUAAUCAGUUCUAUUAUCUCAAGAAUGUCUCUCUUAGCCGGGCGGUGGUGGCGCACGCCUUUAAUCCCAGCACUCGGGAGGCAGAGCCAGGCGGAUCUCUGUGAGUUCGAGGCCAGCCUGGUCUCCAAAGCAAGUUCCAGGAAAGGCGAAAAGCUACACAGAGAAACCCUGUCUCGAAAACCC
This is a messenger RNA of Peromyscus californicus insignis, 3083 nucleotides long. RefSeq names its product solute carrier family 35 member F1 (gene Slc35f1). Gene Ontology annotation, molecular function: transmembrane transporter activity. The transcript is spliced from 8 exons. Gene Ontology annotation, cellular component: membrane. NCBI's taxonomy places the organism in Eukaryota, Metazoa, Chordata, Mammalia, Rodentia, Cricetidae. The coding region runs from base 461 to 1687 and encodes 408 amino acids. The record is from RefSeq and is a predicted model, not a curated record. Gene Ontology annotation, biological process: transmembrane transport.